Formica exsecta is the source of this 13876-nucleotide messenger RNA. RefSeq names its product nephrin-like (gene sns). Gene Ontology annotation, cellular component: cell-cell junction. The record is from RefSeq and is a predicted model, not a curated record. Gene Ontology annotation, molecular function: cell adhesion molecule binding. Bases 1415 to 5701 code for a protein of 1428 amino acids. Gene Ontology annotation, biological process: cell-cell adhesion. Lineage: Eukaryota; Metazoa; Arthropoda; Insecta; Hymenoptera; Formicidae. The transcript is spliced from 18 exons.
ACACUCUCGCGAACGGCAGCGCACGUAGCGCAACGUCUCGGUCCUCCUUCGUCCUGUGAGUGAUCUUGCCGGAGUUUGUAAUAUCGGUGUGUCGUAAUAAUAAUAACCGGGCUCGCGCGGUCGCGUGUCAUCGAAGCCGGUUAUAUCUCGCGUAAUUUUCGCGAUAAAUCGGAUACGCGCCACCUGCUGUGCGCGAUUCAGUUUCGCGUUCAGCCACCCUCGGCAUCCACCACCCAUAUCCUCGGUUGUCGUCGUCGUCGUCGUCGUCGCUGCCACUCCCCCGCCGCCACCCCUCUCCGCACAAUUGUGACGGAUGUCCGAGCAACACGACGAGAGGAUAUUUCGCGAAGAGUGAAUCGUUGUUGUCGAUGAGAGAAUCGAUCGUUCUUCGUGUCCCGAUCAAUUCCGAGAACGACUUUGAAUUUUGGCGCGAGUGUGUGGUAUAGGAGUAACUUCGCUCGAAUAGAUCGAGCGAAGUGUGAUUAUAAUCGCAUUUACGUUCUGCAGUGCGAAUCGCGAACACAUCUCGUACUAUCAUCGGGACCCUCGCAUUUUGAUCGUCGUCGUUUAGAAUCCCGGAAGAACGCAAUCGGGAUAUCGCUCGGUGAUAUUCGCCGCGUGUCGCGAUCCGUUACAACCGUCGUGAUUAUUAUCGUCAUCGGCAGUUUGACGCGAAGGAAAUCAUCGAAGGAGUCGAACAUAUUUCACGCGGUGGCGGCGUCUCGAGUCGGGAUUAAAACUGUCGAAGUUCUCUUGAGUGAAAUAACCGGAUUAUCGAACUUGUUCGGCGAACUUUUUCUUCGAAGACUUGUCGCGUGUUUGAAAAUCGACGUGACGUUGAUAUUCGAACGCGAGUUCGCGAGGCACGUUGGUGAAGGCUCGAUUCGCGGUGGUCCAUGAGAUCGUCCGACAAAUAAUUACGUGAAGAUCGUCGCAUAUGGGCGGACUCAUUUUUUCCAGAAGCGUAACGGAACGCGAAUGUUUGUAUUCGCGCGGGGACGAUCGUAGGAUGUCGACGAGACUCUAACAACGGCAGCUUUACGACGGGACUCCAAGUAUGUUACUGUCGACCACGAGACAUCCAUUGACGAUCGGAAAAGGAGAUGAACCGAGAGGCGUAACCGAGACGUCGAUCUGUUGACCGGAGUAAAGUUGGUGCGCGUUUUCGAGAUUUGAAAUCGUAUACGUAUCGCGGUCACGCGUCAUCGUGUGUCGUGCAAGAAAGUGUCGCGUAUCGUCAGUGUCGUUGUUACGUACGAUGAUAUGUGAAACGAGUGAUACGGACGAGUGAUAAGAGAUUCAUCCUUUUGGAGAUCGCGAACAGUGUUUUUCAUCAUCUUCUUUACGUUACUUAAUCCGCCUGUGUCAGUGUAUGUGUGUGUGUGUGUCGUAAACGGACCUCCAUCGCACAACCAUGAGAGUCUCCAGGGUGAUAGCGGGAAAGGUCUUCGGGAUGUGGCUCUUCGUGCUCAUCGCUGCCUGCUUCACACCGGUUGUAAAAGGCGACGGCGGACAAUAUUUCCGGAUUAGGCCGAGCAACAGCUCCGUGUUGGAAGGUGGCGAGGUGAUAAUUCCUUGCGAAGUGGGGAACCGAGUCGGUACCGUCCAAUGGGUCAAAGACGGAUUUGCCUAUGUCAUACAGCAGAACGGCGAAAUCGUGGGCCAUCCUAGGCUGAAGCUGAUCGGUGAUCAAAGCGCCGGUAUUUUCAACCUGAGGAUUACCGAUGCGUCUCUAACCGACGAUGGCGAGUACGAGUGUCAGGUCGGACGAUACCUGCGAAUCAAACCGAUUCGCGCCAGCGCUCAUCUGAUCGUCACCUCGCCACCGCGAAAGGUAGAGAUCAGCAGUCAUCCAAACAAACGGAUAAUUGAGGUGAAGGUAGGAGAGUCGCGGCGAUUAGACUGCAUCGUCAGAUCGGCUAAGCCGGCCGCCUCGAUCAUCUGGUAUCGCGGAAAUGUGCAGAUCAAGGGCGGCGACACCAGUAUCUCCGCAAUUUCCAUCCAGGGUGACAAGGAGACGACCAAGCCCGGAGAGACGUCCAGGGAAUUGCUCAAGUACGACACUCACGGUUCCAUUACCAUCAUGCCUACGGCGGACGAUAAUGGGAUGGAUUACACCUGCGAGGCCAGCCAUCCAGCUAUACCCAUAGACAGGCCCAUGCGGGCGACCAUUACACUCUCCGUUUUCUAUCCACCCGGUCCACCGUACAUAGAAGGCUACACCGAAGGCGAAACCGUACAACGCGGCCAAAACGUGGAGCUCGCGUGUCGAUCGCGCGGUGGAAAUCCGCAGGCAGAGAUCGUUUGGUACAGGAACGACGAGAAGAUGACGGCGGCCCAUCGCAGAGGGCAUGGUGUUAGUGAGAAUGUACUGUCGUUCGUAGCUCGGGCGGAAGAUGACAAGGCGCGCUACAGGUGCGAGGUCUCCAAUAUCAUGAGCGUGCAGCCUAUGAAGGUGCAGGUCGAUCUCACCGUACUUUUCGCGCCCGCUGGGGUCUUCAUCACCGGACCGACGGAAGCGAAGGCAGGCGACCAAGUACUCAUUACUUGCACGACGGAGAACUCGAAUCCGCCCGCGGAUAUAAAGUGGACGGUGGACGGGCGUAAUUCCGAGAGUAACGCCUCGAAGACAGAGCCGGCGCCGAACGGUGGCUGGAUCACCAGCUCGAACGUGACGUUCAGCAUUAAUCACAAGAGCCGCAGCAUCGUCGUCAUCUGCCACGCUUCCAACGUCAAACUCACAGAGAACGUGGUCGGCACGCAUACCAUCAACGUAAUAUAUCCUCCUUCAAAACUAACUGUCACCGGAUACGAUGAGAGUACGACGAUAGUCGCCGGGACGGUGCUGAAGCUCAUGUGCAUCGCCACGUCGGGUAAUCCAUUGGCCACGUUAACAUGGUACAAGAACGACCGCAAGGUACCUGGUAUAAUAAGACAGCGAAAUCACGCUGUCUCCAGCGAGUUGGCGAUACUCGUCAACGCAUCCGACAACAACGCUCACGUGCGAUGCGAGGCGACGAAUUCCGCCACCGAGAUCCCCCUGCUGAAAGUUCUCGUGCUAAAAGUCCAUUUCCCGCCCGAGAGGGUAAAGAUUAACCGCGAGCCCCAGGACUUUCACGCCGGCCAGGAGGGACGUAUAAUCUGCGAGUCGAGCAGCAGCAAUCCCGCUGCCGAAAUGUCGUGGUGGAAGAACGGGAUACCGGUGACCGGCACCAGGAACAGCACCAAGUCCGGAUUACACGGCGGCUACCUGUCGUCUGUCGAGCUCGCGCUGGACUUAACCGAGGACAUGAACGGUGAAGUGUACACAUGCGAGGCGAAAAACACCGAAUUGGGGAGAUCUGUCCACGACGCGACGACUCUGGACGUGCUAUACAAGCCGAUAUUCUCGCCGUUAGAUCCUUACGAACUAACCGGUCUGGAAGGAGAGCCUUUCGUCAUUUCCGUAUCGGCAAGAGGCAAUCCCAACACGACGGAGUACACGUGGACAAGGGACGGUCUGCCGCUGGGUAGCAGUAGCGGUAAGAGAAUAGCCGCCCACGGUUCCACGUUAAAUAUCACGAGAUUGGAUCGUCACGAUGCCGGCACGUAUAUAUGCGAAGCGCUGAACAAGGAAGGAACUACUUUUUAUCAGCUAAAUCUCACCGUGCAGUACCCGGCGAAAAUCAAACGCACCUCGUCAUCGGGGAUAGUUUAUCCACCGGGUGUCGAGGCGAAACUGUUUUGCGAAGUCGAUGGUAGCCCGAUCGGCGACGAGUACGUCACGUGGCAAAAAGUAGGAUCGAAUCCCGAAUUACCGGGACGUUAUUCGACGUCCUUUGUUAAUCGGACGUCGUAUCUUCACAUAGAAUAUCCUAGCCAGGAAGACGUCGGCGAGUAUCGGUGCAAAGUCAACAACAUCAUCGGCAACGCAACAUCGGAUCCUAUUCUAUUUAUUACGAAUUUUAAACCGGAAAUGACAAACACCCCGCUGACGCGAAAGGCAGCAGCGAACAAAGGAAUAAACGUCCAAUUGUUCUGCAAAGCGCGAGGAUCUCCAUUGCCGCGUUUCACUUGGAUCUUCAAUGGGAAAACUUUAUUGCCGAACGCAACUGAGAAUAAAUACAGUAUCACUCACAGCGAUCUAUCCGAGCUCUAUUCGGAAACAACGUUGACCAUUUAUCACGUGACGUCACAGGACUAUGGAAAAUACGAGUGUCGUGCUCAGAAUAAAAUGGGACAGUCCUUGGAUGAAAUACACUUGGACGUCACGUCACCGCCGGACAAGCCGAGCGACUUAGAGAUCUAUAACGUCACGCACGACGCGGUCACGUUGAUUUGGAAGCGCGGUUUUGACGGCGGCUUGCCGACGUCCCACCAGAUACGGUGGCGACAGGCGUUGGAUUAUGAGGAUCGCUAUCAUUACCUGGACGUCUCGCCUGGUGAAUAUAAAGCCACUAUAUCCGGCUUGUCGCUCGGGACUUCUUAUGUGUUUAGCGUGAAGGCAAUCAACGAGAAGGGAGACAGCGGCUUUUUGCCGGAUCUCCUUAAAGUCCAGACACUUCGCGAGGCACCACCAACCGAGUUGACAUCAAGCGAGAAUAGUUCCUCCUACAUCAUCGUCAUUAUCAUCACUGUUUCCGCCUCUGCUUGCCUACUCAUUGCCGCGACCAUAGUCUUUGCUACAGUAAAAUCGAAAAAGAAGGCCCAGCGUACGGGUAAAUAUAAUAUUUAUCAUGUGUUCUUUCUUUCCUUUAUUUUCCUAGGACCGAAUAAAGAGGAAAACCUGCCGGAUGUUCUUUUGGAAAAGGGCGACUUUCCAAUAAAUUAUAUCUAUACGUUAGCAGCAACUUCCGUCAUCAUUUUUAUCGUUAAUGUCUUCAUCAUGUUGUGGUACAUAGUACGAAAGCGAAAUAAAGCUCGUAUUAAUAAAUCGCAGACCGCAGACAUGUAUGCACCGUCCACCGUCAACGGCGACACCAUGACCGGCGAAUUAAGUUCGAUGUCGGACGAGAAAAGCGACGUCAAUUUCGACGCUAAUGAUUACGUGGACGAAGGACGCAAGACCGCAGCUAGCACGUAUUUAAUAGAUCAAACUAUACAGGAUUUCGGGAAAGGCGGUUUAGAGAUGCAGGUUCAUCAGGGCACCCUCGGUCGUCGCAGCAAUCACAUGCAGACGUCCAUGAAUAUGGACUCGCCGCCGCAGCGAACUACCGCUAGCGGGACUCUCUCAGUGUCGAAGUCGAGUUAUAUCGGUAACCCGAGCCCGGCGCCGCCCAACGACGUGAGCUUCUACAGCGUGGAAAUGGACAACGGUGGUCGGGGCUACAUGAGCUACGACGGCAAUCCGAGUCCGGCGCCGCCCGUCAUCGGCGAUCCGUCCGGCGGGCCCUACUAUCCCACGUCUAUGGGCUCGACGGGUCACAUAAUGGGCGGACACUUGGUAGGCACCGGCACCGGCACCCUGACGCGCACCAGGACGCUGCCGCGUCCCGUACCGCCGCCCGACGUUACCGUGAUGACCGCGGGCACCAAGUCGCCGAUACCGCCGUCAGUGCCGCCGCCGCCCGCCACGUUCGCCCGGGUUGGCGCCAAUAACGGGGGACCCCAUUCUCACCCGCAUUCACAUCCGGCCCCGCCGCCGCCGCCCUGCCAGAGCCAUCCGCUGUCAACGUUCGCGGCAACACCGAGUUAUUCCGAUAUCGAUGGCCAUCUUGUCUGAGGCUCGCCGAUCUUCGGGCCCAGCUCGGUGCGCGGCAAGUACCGCGCCGUCGCGCAGGACGACGACGAGGACAGUCGAUCGGUCACGGUCACAGAGAGGAGCACGCGUCUUUGAAUUGACGCGAACUAUCGUAAUGAUCCUCUUCUGAAUCAUUCGCAUCGUUAAAAUCGUCACCUAUCAUCUCCCUGAGCGACGACGAGCAGGCCGACGGUUCGCGAACGACGGCAUCACGGCUUGAAGGUCCUGGCACUCAUCAUUAUGCACCUAAACAAUCUUCGAAGACUCUGUUUGGUGCACGAGAACGAAAGUGUGUAAAUAGAAAAAGACAAAAAGGGAGAGAAUGAAAAGAACAUUGAGACGAGAGUGGUGCACCAGGUAAUGCUGUAAACACGCCUUUCCCUUCCACGCGGCUACUUUCUAGACGAGAGGAGACAUGCGCGGGGCUCUCCUAUGCGAUUGAAUUCUAAUUUUAGGGAUAUAUGUAUAAUCGAAUGCUCGAUAAGCGACGGUGAUCCUAGAGAAAGAGAGGACGAUCGCGUCAAUACACGCGAGCGUACUCCAAAAAGCUUGAAGGAUGGUUUUACUAUUCCAUUUCCGCUAUCCUGCCUUUUCUCCCAACUUCACCAUUUCUCCUAAAUCAUUACUCUAACUCAUUGUCUUUGUCCGCUCGCCUUAGCGUUAGUUAGUAUCAGCUGAAAUAGCGAUCACAGCGUAAUCAGUGACACGCAUAUGAUCGAAGCUCCGAAUCGACACACCGAUUUUAUCGAGGAAAGUAUAUUUUCUGUAAAUACACACGCGUAAUCAGAGAGAUAGAUGAAUACUCGUGGCAAUAAUUUUGUUCUUUGGUUAAUUCAUGUCAGUAUGUAACUAUAUCUAUCAUAACGAUUAUGUUUAGAUAUCACUAUGCAGGUAUCAACGUCUAUCGAGAAAUCCGUGAGACAUCUUUGAGAUAUCACCCGCAAAGCGAUUUUCUUCACUCUGAACAUGUGACAAACGCCGAAAUGUAGAUUUCUAAAUCUGCAAUCACAGAUCGACUUCAUGAUCAACACUGAUAUUAUUAUCAGUAUAAAUAUCAUUGGAUAUAUAUCCGUUUUCCUUGGCACUAGAAUAACCAACCUCAUUCCAUAGCUUGAAGUUGGAAGGAAGAAAAUAUCAUGUUCAAAAUAUUUGAUUGAUCUUAUAUUAUAAGAAAAAGUUUAGAUUAAAUUUGUUAUUGAAUUAUCAACAAAUAUCGUAUUAACAUAGCACCAAGCAUUAUAGGAAAAUAUUAUCAUAAAUAUAUCACUGUAAUGCUAAGCAACAUUUUUAUACAGUAUUUUAUAUGCAAAAUGUUUUUUUGUUUUUUUUCAAUUUUCAACUUGCGAAUCCCUAUUUUUAGAAUUAAUUUGUAAUAUUUCUUUUUAUAUUAUACAAGUUUAUCUGCCAAUUUAUAGGCUGAAUUGGUUAUUCCAGUUCUAAGGUAUCGAUACGAGUUUUUCAUGCUUAUGAUCAUCGCGCACGAUUACUGACAUUGAUUUUCAGAAUAGUGAUAGCAAUAUUAAUUAAUGAUCGCACAAUACUGCCCCUUUAGAGCUCGCAGCUACGCAAGAGUGGGCAUAUCCGUCAUGACCGUCCAUUGUUUACUUUCGCGUCAGUAAGUCGGUUUAUCCCGACGAUUCGAUGCUGAGGGAGACGAGACAAUCGUUAUUACAAAAAAGAAAGCUUGAAAAACCGAAAAGAGUGCGAUAGCGCGGCGAGGUUAAACUUUCUUUCCCUUCCUGCCCUCCAUCUGUGUCGUUUAUGAUCCUAUUUGAGUUAACGGUGUCUCCUUGAACACAAUAUCCACGGUGCUAGGUAGUCGAGCUUAGCGCUAAAUGUGCGGCGGUUUGAUCUCGAAUCUGGACAUUUCCAUUCGUGAAACACCAUCUAAUGCCAGGAUAUAGCCAUUUUUAGCACUAAACGGCAAGAAUAUCCAACGAAGUCCAUCAUUUUGCGUUUUACGAGGGCAUUCAGGAUCUUGCGAGAACAAGUAGGUGAGCCUGGAGUCAAUUGUAACAAAGGAGAAUUGUAUUAUUAAUACAACAUGUCUGAAUCGCAUUGAAUUGUAUUUCUGAGAUUGCAUGAAAAUUUUGAAAUAUUUUUUCAAUUUACACAAACUCGUAGAGAAAGUUCCUUUUUAUAUUCGACCUUUAUAUUCCUCUUUACACUUGUACUCUUCAAAUUGACUUCAGACUAUCCUAUGCAUCGCAUAGAAAUGAAGACUACAGUUAAGGCGUGUGUUUAGAACUUUGCUGGUCCGUUGUUUCUGCAUCAAACAACGUGCAACAAAACAAACUGCAUCUCGAGUACGUUGUUAGCAUAGUGCAAUUUGCAUAUCAUAAUUCGCAUUCGCGAAUUCUUUAUUUACUUACGUUAAAGUUACUCUUGCGUUGCUUAUAUACGUUAUACAGCUGCGCUGCGAUUCUUGUCCCUUCUGAGUAACUCUUUUACGAAACGAAAAACCAAUCUGACACGUAGAAAACAGAGUUUUCACUGCCGAUCCUAAAGUCAAUACUAUAGAUAGUACAUUGACCGCGCAUAUACAUGUUGAUAAAUAUUUUUAUCUUCUUAAACACACGCAAUAUAUAUAUACACAUAUAAAACGUAUGUAUAUUAAACGGCCAUUCGCCGUAUUACGCCGACUUUUACGAUGUUAAUCGUAUACAAUGAAUCGCUCUUUAAAAACCUACGUACAUUUGUGUUUACUGGUGAUUCCAAGUAACCGAGAUAAUGAGAGAUCCAAGUUUCUCGUCACGAGAACAUUAACGGAUCGAGCUUGCAUUUUCCAGGAACGCAUGUCGAAAUGAGUUUGCGAAUAGGAAAACCGGGAUACGAUAUCAAGGCACGCGACUAGUGCAGACUUUAAUCAAGUCGUUGACAUCACAAUUUCGAUCUCGUCGCGAACUCGCGGUUUUACUUCGUGAGCAAUUGUUACGCGAGAUGAAGAUAUAGGAGAUGUGUAGCGCAAAUAAUCAGCGAGAGAAAAGGAUUCUUCAGAGAGGAACAAAAGAACCGGGAGCCAUACCAGUGAAUGUCUUGGCGUAGUGAUAUCUCGAACAAAGACAAUAGUGCAUAAGUUUAAAUUGCUACAUAAUGAUUUUUAGUUAAGGAGGGAUAUAAAGAUACUCUUUGCCGACAGCGCGAGGAAGAUACUCGCGUCAUGCAUUAUCGUGGAUAAUCGUAUUAUUAGCUAAAUGUUCGACACAUAUACAUAUAUUUUUGCAUUUAUUUCCAAUUAAUAAUUAUGAUUAAAUCAAUGUAAAUAGUGUGCGAUAACGUCUCAGUGUUUCACGCGGUUGAAAGAGAGAGGGAAAAAAUUUAAAAAAAGCCGAGAAAAAAAACAAGUAAUUCAAAUGGAUCAUAUGAGGGUCUUCACUAUUACCUAGGCUAUAAACGAAAUAUUGCUUAGAAAGGGUAAUAAUGCUGUAUAUCCGCGCAAAGAAGAAAAAAAUUAAUCCCGUUGAUUGGACGAGACAACGUCUUUCCGUUUUUCGUCGAAAGCCUAAGUAGUCAGCGUAUAUAUAUUUUUGAAAAAAAAAAUGAGAGAUGAUGAUGACGACGACGAAACUCGAUGCGUUUGGCCUAUCGUAAGAGGGGGGGAUAUUAUUGCAACAAGAGAGCCAUGUAACGCACGAUGCGUUUGCAUUGCGGCGGUAAAGGGCUGUGACAAUGAGAGGUGUAAGUCCCGAAGACGUCGCGAGUUUCUCGAUAGGGAGAACACCAUCGUCGCCGAUGGUAGCAGCGCGUGGCGAUUUACGAUAAUUAUAAUAAUAAUUGUUAUCAUUUCGCCGCUUACAUAUAUAUAUAUAUAUAAAAUUCCAUUGUUCGUUCUCGCGCGAAAUCCUGUCUGUACGUCGGCGCGAUGAAGUCUUCCUAUAAUGGUGUUCUUAACCAGGAAUCGCAAAAAAAAAAAAAAGAAAGGAAUACGAAACUGCGACGGGAAGAGAUCCUCCGGGAUCUUUCACACUUCACCACGAACGGUGAGGAAUUGUUUGUAGGAAACAAUUAUACUUUAUCCGCCCAGACGGUCACGUGCGUCGCAUCGCUCAUUGCGGAGAGAUUGUUUGAAAGUUUUAUGAAUAACGUUUUUCUGUAGCGUACGCAUAUAUAUUGUUGUUUCUCAUUACAGCGAUUAUUUGUUAACACAAUAGAUUCUACGAAGCUUAUAAGACAAAAAGAGAGAAGGGAAGAAAAAAAAGAAGAAAAAAAGAGAGAGAGAGAUAGAGAGAGUAUUGUUAAACCGCCGUUGUGUAUGGAGCCGCACAGUUCGGCUUAGACUGAUGAUAAGAAAUUCACGUAUGCUCAAUUAGAGAUGAACAUGUUCGCGCAUAAUUAAGAGUUCUAUUUACAUAUACAUGUUUUAUAUUUGUAAUUAAAAAAAAAACAAAUCAUCUAUACUUAAUAUUACCUGAAGAUUAUUAUUAGAUUUAUGUAAUCUCCAAAGUAUUUGCUCAUCAAAGUGCUAGGCAUGUUAGACGGACCGCUAUUCGUCCAAAAUGGUACCUUGGAGAUGGACAUACCAUCUAACACGUAUGAUAUUUGAUAUUUUACAUAAUAAUAACGACAACACUUGUAAUUUCGUUGAUUACUCUAAGACAUAGUCAAUCCUAAUUAUACAAUCAUUAAGGAUAUGGAAAAGAAUCAAUUAAUCGUUUUACAUGUAUAUAUAUAUAUAUAUAUAUAUAUAUAAACGUAUAAUGUACAUAGCACUUAGAUAGACACGAAAGGAAUGAAAGAAAUGAAAAUACUUGAACGAAUUAUACUUGAACGAAUUAUAUCAAACUACGAAAAAAAAGAAAAAACGAAUCGAGAGAGCUUUUGUAUACUAGAUGUAUAUUGGUAUAUUCACUUUGUAUCGUUCUUUUUAUCGCGAUGAUAUAAUUAUCGAUGAUAAAUAGGAAUUAACGACAUAAUUAUUUCUAAAAAUGCGAUAGAACGAUAAAAUGCGAGUAUCGCGAAUCGCAAAUCGACGACGAAAUAGAAAAAAAAAACCGAAGAAGAACGCAUCAGGACAAAUAUGCGAAUAAUGCACGAGAGACAUUGCGAAAUUGUAUCCGUUCCAAAAUUGAUAUCGCCAGUGUUCCACCGCCUUCGCGUCACGCCACGUUUUUCACGACGAUCUUUUACGACGAUUUUUUAUCGCGAACCAGGCUCUAUUCUCUACUUUUUCACGUAUAGGAGAUAAUUUUUAUCCCUUUGUGCCGAGGGUUGCGCCAAUAAUAAACGAAAGUACGUUGUACUCUUCCUUCCCCCUUUCAAGUUUGUACGUAACUAUUAUCGCCGCGACUGGUCUAAGUGUUGCUUCCGUUUUAUGUGCCAACCGAUCGAUGUUGUUCUUCGACAUGUGUAACAUACCGUGUGUUAAUGCGAAAUGACACUAUUAAGAGAAAAAAAAAACAAAUGAUUAGCACCGCGGUCGACGGAAAUUUCUCGACGUUGCUUCUCCGAGUACAACAAAGGUCAAAAAGAAAGAAAGAAAGAAACGGAGAAAGAAAAUGAAAAAUAGAAGCGAAAAUGAAAAGCUCUCUGAUCGACGUAACGAUCGAUGUAACAUAAUUGAAUGCCCAUGAUUAACUGAUUAAUGUACAUAUACAUAGUAUUUUUACAUUCUAAUUCUAAAUUACAUUUCCAAUUCUAAAUGGUAUACACAACACUACACUCACUGUGAGCUUCGCUCCGUCAUCUGUGUAUUUGUUCGCGUUGACGACGGCAACUGCUUGACCGUUGUCGGUCCAUCCCUCGUCGGGCUAGAUGUAUUUCGUACAAAAACGCAUUUAUAAUGAUUAUUGCUCAUGCCCCCUCUCUGUUUUUUAAAACCACCCCCCGUAUACACAUUCGCGCUGCUGCACGACGUUCAAUAAAUAUAUAUGCCUUGUGCCUUCGCCGCACCACGUUACUUAAACCAUAAUAUGUAAGACAGAAUGUGAAGGUAGAAACGAAGAAUACCUUAGGUGCGAAGCAUUUACAAUUGUUUUUAAGACACGUUCGCGCGAUUUGUCUGAACUGUACUUAUUGCCAAAAUUCGUAGCAGGAUGUCGAUCUUGAACGUUUUCAAAAUAUGAAACAAUUAAAGAAUGAUACGUAUAUUUAUUUAUUUUUUUUAUAUGAUUACGUACUUCACGUUUAUUGUCGCACAAUUAGCACGGCCUUCAACAGGAGUUAACGACAUGAUUUAUGUUCGAACUACUGCCAAUAUUUUUUUAUAUCGAUAUUAAAACAAAAGGCGUAAAUGUUGGUUUUAUACUCGCAUACACAGAAGCAGAGCGAAGCUCGACACGCUAGUCCUUAAUUUAAAACCAAAGUAAAAGCAACAUUGUGUAGCGUUUAAGAAUCUCUAUUACGUAUACACACACCUGCGUGUCUAUACAGACAUAAUUAUAAUUAACGAUUCCAAUCAUUGUAAUUAGGUAAAUGAACUAACCGAUAAGCAGAUAGGUAAAAAUAAGCCACUCAUUAUGUGUAUCAUCUUGUUUUUCAUUCGUAAUUUUUCACUACACGAUUAACAUUUUACCUAGGGGAGCCUUUCGUCAGCUAGGAUUAUUCCGUAUCUGUAUUCUGUAUAUUGUUUUCUAUUGCAACUAUUAAAACUGAUUGUCAACUUAUAAAUCGGUCUAUUAUGCCUUUCUCUUUUCGCCGACAAUUUCCAUGGCCUUUUCCUUUUUAACGAUGCUAAUGAAGAGAAUUUCAUUUAAUAAAAUAGUACAAAUAUUCACACAUAUAUAUCACACAUAUAUUAAAAAAAGCAAGUUUUCUUUACUUCAAAUAAAGACAUGGUAGACCAUUGAAAUAUUUACAUUUCUUUACAUUCACAUAAAAUCAUUUUCUGUAAAUGUAACAAUCAGUAAUUAUAAUAAUUAAAUCAAAAAAUUGCAAAAAAACAUCGACUUUUUUAUCGAAAGAAAGAGAAGAGGAAAAUAUUAGAUGUAACAUAUACUCAUAUCCUUAUUAAAUGGGAAUUAGAGAAACUCGAGCUGUAUUUCCGUAUUUUAUAGUCAGACUAAUUUAAAUUUCCUUUUUUUAGACUUGAUUACACGCAGUAUUCUUGUAAAUUAUCUUUAAAAUAAUCGUCUUUGUCUUAAUAAUGAAUAAAACACACAUAGGAUAUUUCGUAGAUAUAUUAACGGAAUCAAACAUAAAAAUUAUUUAUAACGCCUCGUUGGCGCAAGGUCACUGGAAAAUGGGAAGUCUAUCAUUCCGUCAUUCAAUAUUUGGUCAAGAAGGAUCCGAAUGAAAAACUAAUAUACUAAUCGCAGAGCAACCUACUGCAGUAAACAUGAAUGAUGAAUGCUACGAGAAAUAUACUGUAAAAGUACAUAUUUUUUAUAACAUAGAUAUCUGUGCUUGGUAUAUCUCAAUAUGUUGACAUUCAUUACUUGAAUUUUUCUCAAAAAAACGAUGUCAAAAUUUACUAUUUAAUGUAGAAAAGAAAAAUUUGACGAAAAUAACGCAGAGUAGAUUAAGAGUAAAUUAACGGCUUCGUAAUAUUCGACUUAGUCAAUUACUUAACGAUGGAGAUGUUAUUGAAAUAAAAAAGAACUUUGUAAUCAUAUAUCAAUGUAUAUUUUUCCUUUUGUAUAGCACAGAAGAUAACAAUUACUAUUGCAUUACAUUACAUUUGUUGUCAUUCUAAACAUAGAAGAUCAUAAUGACGAUGAUUAUAACAAUGAUAAUGAUGAUGAAUGUCGAAUAAUUAUAGAAAAACGAAGCAGUAGAUAGAUUUUAAUAGAAAUAUAUUUCUUAAACAUUCAGUUGCGCUGUUCAAAUCUAUUUUCUUUUUUUUUUGUAAUUCGGCAAAUAAAACUCUCUUCAUCGAAAUUCAUUAAAAGUAUGUUAGACUGUUUUCUUGAUACAAUUUAUUUACUCGGUUUGCGUUGUGCAUAUCAGUAGUAUUUUAAUUCUUCGUAAAGAAUCUCGUUAUAUUGUGUAAUUAAUGAUCAUUAAUAGCGGUACUAAAUAUGAAAGUAUAUUGUUCUAAAAUAUUUAAAAUCCUAAAUACCCUCCUAAAUAUUAAUUCUAAAUCGUCCAAAUUAUACAAAAUAAAAAUUUCAAACAAUAUUUUAUUAUAUUAGAAUUUUGCCGAUUAAGAACUUCAUAGAUUCGAAAGUGUUUGUCGCAACGAAAUUAUAUACAAAAUUCGUAUUAUUAAAAAAAAAAAAA